UUUUAAUUUUUUUAACAGUAAAACCGUACUUUUUAAAUUGAAUAGAGUUUGGUUCAGGAUGCCUGUGGUACCAAGUACCACAGUCGCUUGUUCGACAGACGCUCAGAAAGCCGUCCGCAGUCUAACGUGAAGGUUGGUUGAACCUUCGACCUACUGUAGUAAACAGAGGUUGGGUCUUCUCAAGAUGGAGCCAGCAGGAGGGAUUGCUGAGAGUGGGAGUACUAGUAGUGCCAGUAACGAAGAAGAAAAAGAACCAUUAUGUGAACCAUACUACACAUUACCAAAACAGCGCUUCACAACAACUCUACAGUUCCUGGUAUUUUUGGACGUUGCGUCUUCAAUUGCAUUAUGGCUAAGUAGAAGUAACACCAAAGAGAUGGAGGAGAGUGUCACCAAGUUUGGUAUAAAGACAAGUGUUUUUGAUCUAGCUGCGAUAUCCUUUGUUCGAUGUGGGGUUAUAUUCUUUACUUGCCCCUUCCUGGAAAAGUUUACAUUGAGACUAAUAGAUGAUCCGUAUGAGCCAGUGAUCCAAGCAAGUAAAAGACUGUCUCAUUUUAUUCUUAUGGUGUUUAGCUUCUUGCCGCUGGCAUACAGUGUAGCAAAAGGUGUUUUUGUAUUCAAAGAUAAGUCUGCAAAAAGCCUGUAUGAUGUGAACCAAGUAGCAUUUGCACUUGUCAUCAGCUCCAUUUGUUUUUGUUUUAUUGAGACGUGUGCUGCAAUUAUGAGCUAUAAAGCCAUGAGGCAGCUUGCAGUGCUGAGAAUCUUGCAUGAUCCCAAAGACAAGAAAGAGGCAAAGCCAAAGAAGAAAGUCAAUUUGCGACGGUUGAGCACACUUGCUUAUCCUGAGCUUGGUAUUUUAUUCAUUGCAACUCUUGCUCUUAUGGUAUCAGCAGGAUCACAGAUAGCAGCUCCUUAUUUCUUCGGUCAAGUUAUCUCAUCUGCUAUACAGCCAGGAAUGAAUGCCCUUAAUAGAACCAUCUUGACCUUACUUGGCCUCUAUGUGGGUGGAUCCAUUGCCGCCAUGAUCAGGGCGUGGCUAUUCACUCUUGCUGGACAAAGGCUUGUUGCUAGAAUACGAAGAGAGCUUUUCAAUGCCAUUAUCAAGCAGGAAGUGGCAUUCUUUGACACCAACAGGACUGGAGAGCUUAUCAAUAGACUGUCAUCCGAUACUCAAGUGAUCCAGAAUGCAGUCACGGUGAAUGUCUCUAUGUUAUUGCGAUACAUUGUGCAAAUCAUUGGUUCCUUGGUGUUCAUGUUUACUCUGAGUGCUAAGCUGACUGGCGUCCUCAUUUCUGUCAUUCCAAUUGUUGGUGUUGGGGCUCAGAAAUAUGGUCAAUUUGUGCAGGGUCUACGUAAGAAAUUCCAGGAUGAACUUGGAAAUGCAUCCACAGUGGCAGAGGAGUCGAUUGGAAGCAUCCGAACUGUGAGGUCCUUCUCACAAGAGAAGAAGACCAUGAAGCUGUAUGCAGAAGCUAUCCAUGAGAGUUACUUGGUGGGAGCCAGACUCGCAAUCGCUUCAGGUGCAUUUAGUGGUGUGGUAAUGGCUGUCGGUCAGGCCGCUAUAGUGCUGGUGCUGUGGUAUGGAGGCAAGCUUGUCAAUGAAGGGGAAAUGAAUGUUGGUAUACUAACAGCAUUUGCGUUGUACACUGUGAAUGUGGCCAUGGCUUUUGCUUUCCUCUCCUCCCUCUAUGGUGACUUCAUGCAGGCGGUGGGAGCAUCGUUCCGGAUGUUUGAGUUGAUGGAUCGUGUGCCCAAGAUCAAGAUGGAGGGCGGAGUCAUUUUGCCUUCGUUUAAAGAGCCCAUCGUUUUUGAUGAUGUUCGUUUCUCCUACCCCUCCCGAGAGGACACUGAGGUACUUAAGGCUCUGUCAUUCAAGAUCAACCCUGGGGAAACCGUGGCUCUCGUGGGCCCAUCAGGGGGUGGCAAGUCUACAGUGAUCAGUCUCAUUGAAAGAUUCUACGACCCCAUGACUGGAAACAUCAGGAUCGGGGACACGGAUAUCUCGCUACUUGACCUAGCAUGGUAUAGGAAGAAGAUAGCGCUUGUUAGCCAGGAGCCCGUCUUGUUUGCUACGACGAUAGCAAGUAAUAUCGCGUACGGCCGGGAUGCUUCUCAAGAAGAGAUCGAGGAAGCUGCAAGACAAGCGAAUGCCCAUGACUUCAUUACGACAUUUGAAGACGGAUACAAGACGCAAGUGGGCGAGCGCGGAGUAAAGCUGUCUGGCGGCCAGAAGCAGCGAGUGGCCAUUGCGCGUGCGCUACUGAUGGAUCCAGAAAUUCUCCUACUGGAUGAGGCGACGAGUGCGUUGGACGCUGAGAGUGAGCACUUUGUAAAGGAAGCGAUUGACCGUGCCAUGGUCAACCGGACGGUACUGGUUAUCGCCCAUCGCCUCUCCACCGUGCGCAGCGCAAACCUGGUCCUAGUGAUGGACAAGGGAAAGAUAGUCGAGCGUGGAAAUCACGACUCGCUUCUUGCCAAAGGUGGUGUCUAUCGCAAGCUUGUACUUCGACAACUGAGCGCCUCGAAGAAUGAGCGAGAGUCCGUGAUCUCUGGGCUGGGGGACAUUGAGAAUGAUCUACUACCAGCCCAUGAAGCCAUAGAUGAGGAAAUCGGAUCUGAGGCCUCUGAAUAGAUAUGGAACGUGUGUGUAAACAAAAGAAAGACCUGGGGUCGUGUAAAAAGAAGAGGUGGACGGGGCGGGUAAACAAUGUGCAUAAAAUCAGUGACGAGGUAUAUGACGGAGGCUUCUGAAUGGAUAUAGGGCGUGUGAAAAAGUGUAAGACGUAGGGUCAACAAGGGAAGGAUAUCGAGUGCCUAAAUAGACAUGAGGCGUGUAAACUGGGAUAGACAUGGGCGUGUAAACAAGAAAUAGAUAUGGGACGUGUAAACAAAAAAUAGAUAUGGGACGUGUAAACAAGAAAUAGACAUGGGCGUGUAAACAAGAAAUAGAUAUGGGACGUGUAAACAAGGAAUUGAUAUUGGACGUGUAAACAAGGAAUUGAUAUGGGACGUGUAAACAAGGGAAUGGUAGCAGAAUCGCAACCAGUAUGAGACGAAUCAGGGAAAUUGGUUAUCGCGGUGAAAUAUUUUUAGAUACAUUUCAAACAACAGGGUGGACGGGGUCAUCUCCUCAUGUCUGUCCAAGGGGGAGGGGGGAUUCAAUAAAUUGUCUGGAUGUCUUAAUGUAAAACCAUCAGGGCCGUAGCAGGGGGUGGGGCACUGGGGGCACGUGCCCCCAGUAAAAACUUUCUAAACUUCCCAGAUUAUUUCAAAUAAUUAAACAAGGACCCGCAGUAUAUAAGGGGCGGCCCUGGUUCAAGCCGUCAUUCCCGCUAGACCCCGUUAAGUGCUUAGCACCGUAAAUAUCGAAAAAGCAGAAGUUGUAAAUAAUGGUUUGUACACCCAAGGCAAUAGCGGCAAGCUUCUUAAGAUUGGUUCUCUACGGCAACAACAACAAACAUUGGGUUUGGAAGCAAAAUUCAAAAACAGCGCGCGCUCGUUUGGAAUGACGAUAUGCUUUAUCGCGCGCGUGAAAAUAACGAUACCUAAAAAGUUUUUCGUUUUUUUUUUUUUUUUUGUAUUUGCAAUUUGAUGUUUAAGACAUUAUUUUGAACUUGAUCAUAUCUCUUUUCUUUUUAUGGAGCUUUGCACCCUACAAAGUCUAUCGAGAAUGACGACUUGGACCAGGCGCGCGCCUAUUAUACCGCACGGACAAACGUGGGCGUUAGUGGUUGCGAUAAUCGAUAAUCAGAAAUAUUUCGUAUGCUGCUGUAAAACAUAAGCGAAAUUGGAAGGGAAGAGUGCUUUACCUAAUUUAUUGUUCACCAAAGCUAUGUAUAGUUAGUUGAUCGCAAUCAAGUCUAUAUCCAGACUUUUUUGGCCAAUACUAUGUUACGGUAUUUUUUAAUAUAUGUUAUUGUAAAGCUUGUCUUUUAGUAUUGUAGUUUUUAUAUAUCAAAA
This is a messenger RNA of Nematostella vectensis (starlet sea anemone), 3960 nucleotides long. RefSeq names its product ABC transporter B family member 25. Gene Ontology annotation, biological process: transmembrane transport. NCBI's taxonomy places the organism in Eukaryota, Metazoa, Cnidaria, Anthozoa, Actiniaria, Edwardsiidae. Gene Ontology annotation, molecular function: ATP hydrolysis activity; ABC-type oligopeptide transporter activity; ATP binding. The coding region runs from base 185 to 2632 and encodes 815 amino acids. The record is from RefSeq and is a predicted model, not a curated record. Gene Ontology annotation, cellular component: membrane. The transcript is spliced from 19 exons.